GUCGCCUCACGCCGCGGUUUGCCCCGGACGCUCGCGCUCUUGUCUCGGGUGGUGGUGGUGGUGAGGAGGAAGAGGAGGAGGAGGAGCCGCCGCUUGUGGCGGAUAGCGGGGGAAAUAAAGGAGAAAAAAAAAUGUUGGUGCUGGUAUUAGGAGACCUUCACAUCCCCCAUCGCUGCAACACGCUGCCAGCCAAGUUCAAGAAGUUGCUGGUGCCGGGUAAGAUCCAGCACAUCCUGUGUACGGGCAACCUUUGCACCAAAGAGAGCUACGACUACCUUAAAACGCUGGCUGCAGAUGUCCACAUUGUCAGAGGUGACUUUGAUGAGAACCUGAAUUACCCUGAGCAGAAGGUGGUAUCUGUGGGGCAGUUUAAAAUCGGAUUGAUCCACGGGCACCAGGUCAUUCCCUGGGGCGACAUGGCCAGCUUGGCACUGCUACAGCGCCAGCUGGAUGUGGACAUCCUCAUCUCCGGGCACACGCACAAGUUCGAGGCCUUCGAGCAAGAGAGCAAGUUCUACAUCAACCCGGGCUCAGCCACGGGGGCAUACAACGCACUGGAAAGCAAUAUCAUCCCUUCGUUUGUAUUGAUGGAUAUCCAGGCAUCGACGGUAGUCACUUACGUUUAUCAGCUGAUUGGCGAUGACGUGAAAGUAGAAAGAAUUGAAUACAAAAAAUCCUAAACCAGCUUCUCUAUUCCACCUCUACCCCCCACCAGGCCUUUUUUUUACAAGGUUAUUCCUUUUGUUUCCUGUUGGAACCCAGGGCACGUUAACAGAUCUUUCUGUGUAUCAUAAGUCAAACAAUGUAUUUUAUUUCUAGUAGCAUUAACUGUUCAUCCCCGGCACAGCACAAGAAAGGAACUUAACUAAUUGUACACUUGCACACCAAGGCACACGCCUUGCUCAAAACAAUGCCACAUUAUUUACAAUGCGUUUUCAGUCAUGUAAAUACUUCUACGCUUACAAGUAGUGGAGCAGUGCUUGGAAAAUCAUGUGCUUAAUUUGUAUGAAAUACUUAACAAAGGGGUCUUUGUUUCCUUUUUUGGUGUUUAAAACUUUGUUGCUCUAUAUAAAAUGUUUCCCUUCCCACAAAUUCUAAUAAAACCAUUCUCCUAAGCGCUU
This is a messenger RNA of Callorhinchus milii (elephant shark), 1121 nucleotides long. It is a transcript of the gene vps29, whose product is annotated as VPS29 retromer complex component. Gene Ontology annotation, biological process: retrograde transport, endosome to Golgi; intracellular protein transport. The record is from RefSeq and is marked provisional. NCBI's taxonomy places the organism in Eukaryota, Metazoa, Chordata, Chondrichthyes, Chimaeriformes, Callorhinchidae. Gene Ontology annotation, cellular component: retromer complex; endosome.